This is a messenger RNA of Alnus glutinosa, 944 nucleotides long. RefSeq lists its product as uncharacterized. Lineage: Eukaryota; Viridiplantae; Streptophyta; Magnoliopsida; Fagales; Betulaceae. The record is from RefSeq and is a predicted model, not a curated record. The transcript has 6 exons. Gene Ontology annotation, molecular function: actin binding. The coding region runs from base 231 to 674 and encodes 147 amino acids.
GGAAAGGAUAAAAUACUGUUUUGACUCUUUUAAGUCGCUAAACCCCAACGCUGAAACCCCUCUCUGUCUCUCUCCGGCCGGCCGUCCCUCUCCGGCGUGUUCGUAACCAUUUCCUCUCCUUGCGCUGGCUGUCACUCCGUCAAACAAAUCUCACCGGUGUACACACUUUCCGGCGGUUUCUCUAUCUCCGGCGGCGGAAUCCAUCUCCGGCGAGUUGCUGAUUAGGUGUAAUGGAUUGGGCUUUUGUACAUAAAGUUUGGGAUAAGUGGGCUUCUAACAAUGUUGGGUCUUCGGGUGAGCCAUUGAAAGCUGCUUUGCUAAUUAACUAUGACCCAACUGGACCAUCUCGCUUGCUGUCUAUCAUUGCAGAACAAGAAGGGAUACAAGCCAACCCCAUUGAAUUGAGCCAGUUUGUGGAUUUCAUCAAGCGUAACAAAUUCCAAACAGAGACCUUCAUUAUUGGGGCAAAUCAGUACGUGGUCACGUCGAUUCAUGAGAAUUGGUUCUGUGCAAGGUGCAUGAACACGUCAAAACCUGCUGGUGAAGGUGCUAUUGUGAUGCAAACAACAGCAUUCCUUUUGGUUGCAUUGUAUGAUGGUUCCAUCGGCUCUGCGUCUCGUGCUAUGGCGGGUGUCGAUCAGUUUGCUUGGCAAUUAGGUCGAAGAAAUCUUUAACCCUGGUUCCAACAAAAGUUGUUAGAUUUGAAGAGGUCCAUUUUGGCAUUUGGCAGAGACAGAAGAGAAUAGAAAAGGAGAGCAGAGACAAUUAAACUCUACCUGUCUCACGUUUCUGGAUAUGUAUUUGUAAGGGGUUGCAACAAAAAAGACGUAAAUACCCUUAUUGUGUAAUAGUAAACCCUAACAACUCUCCUUCAAGUUGGUAAAAACAUUGUCUCUCAUUAGAUUUUCGAAUUGGAAGUCUUAACAGUAGCAGAGGGUACAAAA